This is a messenger RNA of Nicotiana tabacum (common tobacco), 489 nucleotides long. The record is from RefSeq and is a predicted model, not a curated record. Lineage: Eukaryota; Viridiplantae; Streptophyta; Magnoliopsida; Solanales; Solanaceae.
AUGGAUCGCCCGGCUUUUCAUCCUGGACCUGUUUCUCGUGAGCUACUUACGCUCCAGGCGGGCCAUAGGCCUUCACAUAUCUGGGAUGGAGAGUUGCUUAGCCAGAACUUCCACCCGAGACACAUUGAUGACUUCUGGGAGUUUAUUAGGGAUAACCCACUUCAUCAUCGCACAGUUGUUUGCCUCACUCAAGCUGGUUUUUACCAAGUUGUUGAGGUCGGUCGGUUGCAGUUCAAUUGGCCUUUGAUCAUGGCUCUUAUUGAGCGUUGGAGGCCUGAGACGCACACAUUUUAUUUGCCUACCGGGGACGCCACCAUCACGCUACAGGACGUGGAGGUUUUAUUUGGGUUGCCCGCGGACAGUCUUGUUGUCCACUACCCGCUCGCGGUUAGGGAGUAUAGGAAGCAUGACUAUCUAGAGAUGCUAGAGAGGCUCACUGGAUUCUUGCCGGCUGAGGAGACUGCGAUUAGUGGAUUUAGUCAAUUAUAG